Messenger RNA from Hippocampus zosterae (dwarf seahorse), 3227 nucleotides. RefSeq lists its product as uncharacterized. The transcript is spliced from 4 exons. NCBI's taxonomy places the organism in Eukaryota, Metazoa, Chordata, Actinopteri, Syngnathiformes, Syngnathidae. The coding region runs from base 1110 to 2246 and encodes 378 amino acids. The record is from RefSeq and is a predicted model, not a curated record.
UUAGAGCAGUGGUCCCCAACCGCCGGUCCGCGGACCGGUACCGGUCCGCAGGGCAUUUGGUACGGGGCUACACAGAAAUAACUUGCCUUAUUUCCGUUUUAUUUCAGAACACGGAAGAUGUUUUAUUUUGAAAAAUUACCGGAUUCUCCGUUACAUCCGUCUGUGUCACGCUUGACUCAUGUCAAACCACGCUUCUCGGUCACGUGACCGAUGACGCUCAAAAACAAAAUGCUGAAGCCCGCAAAAUGAGUAAAAACGCUGCUUGGAGAUUGCAAAUGACAGCGGCCUUAAAAGUACAUUUGAGACAAGUGGAUUCAAGUUAUGGCUGAAUACUCUGAGAUCGCCACAAUAGCACUGUUGCUAUUUCCGACAUCCUACCUGUGUGAAGUGGGGAGUUACAGAAGAGGAUUAGGGCCAAUGAAGAAAGAAAAAAUAAGGUUGGCAAGAUUCUGACUUUAUUCUCAGAAUUCUGACUUUAAUUAAAGUCAGAAUUCUGACUUUGUGACGUUCGUGGAGCUAUGAAUUGUGGGGGGAACGUCAGCGUGUGGCGUGACUUGAAAGAAAGUACAUCAUGUCGUCACCCAGCGACUUUUUGCGUGGCCGAGGAGUGUCGGAGGACAUCCUUUCACUUUUGGGGGAGCAGAGGAUUGACAGUGAUGUCAUAGCACUGAUGGACGAUGCCACCCUUGCCAAUUAUGUCCCGUGCUAUGGAGACCGUAUAGCACUCUUCAAUUUUUGCAAGACUCAACAGCUCCCAUCCAAAAGAAAAAAUGGACUUUUGGAAAAAUUGCGUGAAAAAAUGAAAAUCAGGAAAGAAAGCGGGAAAGAAGACACUUCCUCAAAGACACAACAAGCAAGACAGACGAAGAGGCAAAAAACAACGAGAAAUGUUGCAAUUGGAUGGAUACACAAUGAUGGAAAAAUAACCAAACAGGUUAGGGAGAAGCAGGGAGGGGGUACCAGAAAACUUCAAAUGUCCACAGAAGCUGGGUUGAAAGAAAUUUUCAAGGAAGGAAAGAAACUAUUUUUCCCCGAUGGAAUUUCUCCUAAAGGAUCUGAAUUGGACUUUCAGUUUGAGGUGUGGGAUUUCAAACAAAACCUCCUAACUGAUGAAACCUGCCAAUCCAUCGGCAAUAUGUAUGAGGCUGCAAAGCUCACGUUGUUGCGCUUUUACAUUGCAACAAGGCCAAAUCGUCCACCAUGAUGGCAGCACAGCGUCCAAAGAAGUAUUGGUUGUGUCACACGAUGCCAGUGACUACAACUCUGAAAUUGAAGAGGUCUCUGUCGAUUCAAAUGAAAUCUACACGCCAUUCGGCAUUUCUGUUGAUUCAGAAAUUACUUUUGGCCCCACAUACAACACGGAGGGAGAUGCAGACAUCACACUUAUCUAUGAUGGUCCACCUGAUCCACAAGAUGUGAUGACAAUAACUGUCCACUACACUGACACAUUGAAUGAUAUGAUCAUAGCAUUCUCUGAAAAUGCAAUCUUAAACAAAUCACUCAAUGUGAAACGCAUACUCCCAGAUAAUACAGAAGAAGCAGGUGUUGGAUCUGGAGUACUGCGGGAUGUUAUCAGCUGCUUCUGGCAGGAAUUCUAUGACCGAUGCACCCUUGGUACAUCAAUUAAAGUACCAUUCAUUCGCCAUGAUUUUCCUGCAGAAAAGUGGAAAGCAGUUGGCAGAAUUCUUUUAAAGGGAUACCAAGAUUGUUGCUACUUCCCAAACAAACUUGCAUUUCCUUUCCUCGAGCAGGUGCUUUUCAACUGUGUCUAUAGUGAUCUAAAAGCCCAUUUUCUGCAGUUUAUGAGCAGCCAAGAAGGUAAAGUUUUGAUGGAAGCAAUGAAGGACUUUUCAGAAGUGGACCUAGAUGAUCUUGUGGAAGUUCUUGACAGCUACGGGUGUAGAAAAAGAAUCUCUGCUGAAACCUUUCCCACAAUACUGCAGGAAAUGGCACACAAAGAGCUUAUCCAAAAGCCCAUGUUUGUGAUUGACUGCUGGAGGGAGGUUACUCUUCACCGUGUCUCCAUCAGUCUUGAAGCACUGAACAAGUUGUGCUCGGACUUGCAACCUACCUCAAAAAAAGUCUGCCAACUGCUGAAAUUUGCAACGGAUUUAACUCCAAAGCAGAUUAUGGAGCAGAGACUCAAAUCAUCCGCCGUGUCGGACCAUUUUGAUGUCCUGGAGAAUAAGGUGAAAUGUCGAAUUUGCCAAGUCAAUUCGCCAACAGAAGCACCUCCACCAUGCUGAGGCAUUAUCGGGCCAAUCAUGAGAAUGAAGUUCGCGAUACACCCGGUAUUACGCCAGGUUCCAGGAAGCAGCUGUACUGGAAGGACCAACACACUUCUUUCCCAAACCUCUCCCACCUCGCAAAGGAGUUCCUUUGUACGCCAGCCUCAUCCGUCCCUUGUGAGCGUGUGUUCUCCACAGCAGGAGAAAUUGCUUGUAAAAGACGCAACAGGCUGAAGUUUAAAACAUUGGAGCAUCUUAUUUUUCUCAAUAAAAAUUGUGAAGUCAAAGCCCACAAGCAUCCUCAUUCAAAUGAUCUUCACAUUAUUUGAACACAUUGAAUGUUGCAAUAUGGAUGUGAAUGAUAUUGUAUACACUUCAUCAUCAAAUCGAUGAAUGACCUUAUGAAAAUGUCCAUGCUGGCAGCUACAUAAUAGAUAAUAAAAGAAAAAUAUCCCAAACCAUAGGGAUCCUCCCAAAAACUAAGGAUGUGCUGAAUAAGAGAUCCUUGUACACAUUAUACUUUUAUUACUUCCAUAUUUGACCUAUUGUGUGGAAAUAUGGGGAAAUGCCAGUAAAACGCACUCCAUUUUAAAACUACAAUACAAAGCAAUCAGAACAAUCACUGGCUCCAAAUAGACGGAACCCACAAAUCCACUGUUUAUCAAAUUAAACAAUGAAAUCUCAUGACCUGGUUGACUUCAAUUAAUGUACAAAGCACACAACAACCUCCUUUGCCAAAACAUCCAGAAGCUUUUUAAAAUUCGAGAAUGUUGUCAUCAUUUAAGGGGUACUAACCUAUACAAAAAAAUCCAAAACACGAACAAACAUCACGCAAAGGAGUGUACCUGUAAUAGGUGUAAAUCUGUGGAAUGAUUCUGAAACGGACCAAUAAAAUGAGUAACUCUCUUGCUGAGAUUAAAAAUGAAUUCGAGAGUAGUACAAGACAACUACACAAAUCAGGAUUAAGCUGAUAAAUUCGAUACACUCAUGAAAUAUAGC